AAAAAAAGAUCUUGGCAUUUUUUCCAAUAAUAUUUUCUUCAUUUUAGUUUUUAUAUAUAUAUGCAUAUGGUACCAAAUGGACGUUGGGUAUAUAUGGGCCUAAGUUGGUCUAUUGGGCUUAGAUUGUCGUAUUAUAAAAAACGAGCCCAUCGGAAUGUCUUCGCAUCAACCGCUCCGAUUUCUCGGCGCCAUUUGCUCCAUCGGAAACCCUAAUCGAAUCUUUUCGAUUCCCUUUUCCCGGAAAAUUGAAAAGGUUGCCUCAAGAAAGUCCUCCUUUCGGUUUCCAUUUCGGCCUCACAGCGAUCCACGGAAUCUGGAAAACUAGGGUUUUUCUCUUACUGGUUUAUUGAGGUGGAUUCCUUAGUUACAUACACACAUGGCAGAUGAGGUGGUUAUCGACGGUGAUGUCGACGAUUUGGCGGCGAAGGGAUUCUCCGAUUCCGAUCAAAGCGGCGGCGGGAAUACGGCUGAAAUGAAACGAAGAAUGGAGGAACUGGAGGACGAGAAGCAGAAGCUGACACGGGUGAAUCUGGAAAUGAAGGAGAGGUUGGAGCGGCUGACAGGUGAAUUGGAAGAGCUGAGAGGCGUGGAAGCGGAGAUGAACCAGAGGUUCGGCGAGAUGGAGAAGGAGUUCGAGCAGGCUGAGGAAGAGAAGAAGGCUCUUGAAUCCAUUGCCGCGAGAGCAGUGGAGCUCGAGACAGAGGUUUCGCGGCUUCAGCACGAUCUGAUCUCCACCAUGAGCGCGGGGGAUGAGGUGGCGGCGGAGGUGGCCGAGCUGAAAAAGGCGGCGGCGGAGAAGGGGGAGAAGUUGGAGGCCUCUGAGAGGGAAGUGGUGGUGUUGAGGAAAGCGAGGGCCGAGACAGAGAAGAAGGUUAGGGAUCUUGAACGGAAAGUUGGGAUUUUGGAAGUGAGGGAAAUGGAGGAGAAGAGCAAGAAACUUAGAGUGGAAGAGGAGAUGAGAGAGAAGAUUGGUGGGAAGGAGAGAGAGAUUAGCGAGUUUCAGAAGAAAAUUGCGGGCUUGAAGCUGGAAACGGUGAGGAAUGGCAAGGAUGUGGAGAAAUGCAAGUGGGAGAAGAAGCUUGCAGAGGAUGCUCUGAGAGAAUCAGAGAAAAGGGAGAUUGAGCUGGGGUUGAAGAUGGAGGAGUUGCUGAAGCUGAUCGAGGAGGCGAAGAUAACAAUGGCUGGGUUGAAGGAGAUGAUCAUUGAGUCUAAUAAUGGAAUUGGAACAAGGAAGGUCAGUAAUUGUGACCAGAACAGUUUCUUGGAAGUGAAGUCACAACAAUGGCCUGUUCUUGCUGCUGGGUCUGUUGGAGCUGUUGGUUUGGUAGCGGCAACUUUGUUUGUCUGCUAUUCGAAGCGAGGGUGAUUUAUCGUAGGUACUGGAGCCAUUGUUGAGGAUUGCUCUUUCAGUAUUACAAUCGAUAUCAGUUAUGCUUUAUAGGUUGCCACGAUUUUGCUUGGUUUUGAUAUCUGAGCUUGUGAUGUUUUUGGCUGUUGGUUUUCUUGUUUUUGUUGAAUCUUCGGCUUAUCGAAUGCAUUUGAUAACUUCUUCAUCACCUCUCUAGUUGUCUUAUGAAAUUGUUUCCAGCACUGCGCGGUUUGCUGAAUAACAAAGUAAAUCAAUAGAAACAUGUUUCUGAAUA
This is a messenger RNA of Tarenaya hassleriana, 1643 nucleotides long. RefSeq names its product peroxisomal and mitochondrial division factor 1-like. The transcript has a single exon. The coding region runs from base 377 to 1366 and encodes 329 amino acids. NCBI's taxonomy places the organism in Eukaryota, Viridiplantae, Streptophyta, Magnoliopsida, Brassicales, Cleomaceae. The record is from RefSeq and is a predicted model, not a curated record.